AUGUCUAGAUUUGCCAGAGGUUUGAAGCGCAUUGCGCUUCCCACCACAAUCGCUGCGGUUGGUGGUGGUGCGCUUCUGUACACAUAUCGACCCCGGAAUAUUCCAGGCUUCGAAGGCCCUGCGGUCCCUCCUCCCAUCUACGGCGCCGAUGGCACAUUUAAGCUCCCUCGAUUUCCGAAAGUGAAAUCCCGUGAGGAGCAGAUAGCCGACCUAAAAAAGAGCACCGGAGAAGAGGAGGAGUAUGAUAUGCUUGUUAUUGGCGGCGGAGCCACCGGGGCAGGUGUUGCAUUAGAUGCUGUUACUAGAGGCCUCAAAGUAGCAGUCGUCGAGAGAGACGACUUCAGCAGUGGUACCAGUAGUAAAAGUACCAAGCUUGUACAUGGUGGUGUGAGAUAUCUGGAAAAAGCUGUAUGGAAUUUGGAUUACAGUCAGUACCAAUUAGUCAAGGAGGCCCUCAAGGAACGCAAGUAUUUCUUGCAGACAGCUCCUCAUCUGAGUUCGUGGCUGCCUAUUAUGCUUCCUUUGGACAAGUGGUGGAAGGCACCAUACUAUUGGGCUGGUACCAAGUUCUACGAUUUCCUUGCUGGUAGCGAAGGUAUCGAGAGCUCUUACUUUUUAACCAGGAGUAAGGCUCUAGACGCGUUUCCCAUGCUGAAGCAGACUGAUCUUGUUGGUGCUUUGGUAUACUAUGACGGCGCGCACAACGACUCAAGAAUGAACGUCUCUAUUGCCAUGACCGCAGCGGUAUACGGAGCUACCGUGCUUAAUCAUGCUGAGGUGACUGGGCUGACGAAAAAUGAGAACGGCAAGCUAAACGGUGCUCUGGUGAAGGACGUGAUCAGUGAGCGCAAUGGUAAGAAGUCUGAUCCAUUUACCGUCAAGGCUAAAUGUAUCGUGAACUGUACCGGUCCAUUUACCGACUCUAUCCGGAAACUUGACGACCAGGAUUGUGCGGAAAUCGUUGCGCCUGCUUCGGGUGUCCACGUCAUCUUACCCGGUUACUAUAGUCCUUCAAACAUGGGAUUAAUCGAUCCAUCAACGUCAGACGGCCGAGUUAUCUUCUUCCUCCCGUGGCAAGGAAAUACCAUUGCUGGCACGACUGAUGAGCCUACAACUAUCUCUCCAAAUCCCCUCCCCGACGAGAAGUCGAUUCAGUGGAUUUUGAACGAAGUUAGCCAUUAUCUUUCUCCGGAUAUCCAUGUUCGCCGUGGCGAUGUGCUUGCAGCUUGGUCUGGCAUUCGUCCUCUAGUCAAAGACCCCAAGGCCCAGAACACUCAAUCGCUGGUACGCAACCACCUUGUUGAUAUCUCCAGCUCCGGCCUCGUGACAUGUGCAGGCGGAAAGUGGACGACCUACCGACAAAUGGCUGAGGAUUGUGUGGAUGCAGCAGUCAAGGAAUUUAACCUUCCUACUAAACCCUUCCCUAAUGCCCCACGAGUAAGCGGCACCGAAGCUAUAGACGACGGUGCAAUUCUAGACGGAUCAUGCCAGACUCACAACGUCCGGUUAGUUGGUGCCCAUGGUUUCAGUAAGACCUUAUUCAUCAAUUUGAUUCAACACUUUGGCGUCGAGACCGAGGUCGCUAAGCACUUGACCGAGAGCUACGGUGACAGAGCAUGGACUGUUGCGGCCAUGUGCAAGCCGACAGACCUCCGAUUCCCCGCAAGAGGAGAGCGGAUAGCUCGUCUCUACCCGUUUGUAGAUGGCGAAAUCAGAUAUGCUAUCACCAACGAGUAUGCGCAGACUGCCGUUGAUAUCCUCGCACGAAGAACGAGACUGGCCUUCCUGAACGCCCAGGCUGCGCUUGAGUGCUUGCCCAAGAUCAUCGAUAUCAUGAGCCAAGAACUGAAGUGGGACCGAAAGAGACAGGAGCAAGAAUGGAAAGACACCGUAGAAUUCUUGCAGUCAAUGGGCCUGCCCGGGCCGAUGCUUACCGUAACCAGGGCCCAGGUUGAGAAGGGCAAGCUCGACUUUAGCUCCUCGCUCGAAUACAAGAUGUACUCGAGACACAACAAGCCCCCCGUUGUAGAAGAGUAA
Daldinia childiae is the source of this 2037-nucleotide messenger RNA. RefSeq names its product Glycerol-3-phosphate dehydrogenase, mitochondrial. The record is from RefSeq and is a predicted model, not a curated record. Gene Ontology annotation, biological process: glycerol-3-phosphate metabolic process. Bases 1 to 2037 code for a protein of 678 amino acids. Gene Ontology annotation, molecular function: glycerol-3-phosphate dehydrogenase (quinone) activity. NCBI's taxonomy places the organism in Eukaryota, Fungi, Ascomycota, Sordariomycetes, Xylariales, Hypoxylaceae. Gene Ontology annotation, cellular component: mitochondrion; glycerol-3-phosphate dehydrogenase (FAD) complex. The transcript has 2 exons.